UCUCAAGGCUCCUCAGUUCAGGAAACUGAAAUCGUGUGUGUGUGUGUGAUCACGGGAGAGAGAGCGAGGGAGAGAGAGAGACAGACGUAGAGAGAGAAAAAGAGCGCAUAUACUGAGAUGCCGUAACUCUGCUUUAGUGACACAUCACACGUGGAAUAUUGAGUGAAACCUGCUAAAACUAUACCACCGUAUUCAAAGCCAAGAACCAGGUGAUUGGCCAGUGCUCUGUUUCUGGAAGGUGAUUGGCUGAAAUGGGGGCCUUGAACAGUGCUCUGAGACUCUUCAGGGAGUCCAUACAGCCGCAAGAGCGUCCUGGGGAUCCGGGGUCCCCCAUAAACCCCCCGCUGGCUCAGGAGUCUCUGGAGGACAGACUGGGUCCUCCACAAACAGAUAAAGAUAUUGUCCUUGCUCAGUAUGACUUCAGACCUAUGAAUGAUCAUGACCUUGCAUUUCAGAAAGGGGACAAACUCAAACUAAUUAGUGAUAAAGGUGAUUGGUGGCUGGCGAAGUCCUUGGUCAGUGGAGAAGAGGGGUACUUUCCUCAAAAUUAUGUGGCACGGCUGAACACCCUGGAGGAGGAACAAUGGUUCUUUGCGAAUCUGAGCCGCAAAGAGACAGAGGGCUUGCUUCUGGCUCCUGGAAAUAAACCUGGAGCUUUCCUCAUCAGGGAGAGCGAGACCAGCAAAGGAGCAUUCUCUCUAUCUGUCAGAGACAUGUUGCCAGACAGCAGGAGUCUGGUGAAGCAUUAUAAAAUCCGCUCUCUGGACAGCGGCGGAUACUACAUCUCUCCUAAGAUCUGCUUUUCCUCCCUGCAGGACCUGGUCAAACACUACACCCGAUCAGCGGAUGGACUCUGUAAGAAGCUGACCGUCCCCUGUAAGCACCCCCGGCCUCAGACCCCCUGGGCGCAGGACACCUGGGAGGUUCCCAGAGAAACGCUGCGGAUGGUGAAGAAGCUUGGGGCGGGGCAGUUUGGAGAGGUGUGGAUGGGCUAUUAUAAGAACAACCAGAAGGUGGCGAUAAAGACGCUGAAGGCGGGCAGCAUGGAGCCGGAGGCCUUCCUGCAGGAGGCUCACCUGAUGAAGCACCUGCAGCACAAGCACCUGGUGCGUCUGUACGCCAUCGUCACCCAGCAGCCCAUCUUCAUUGUCACCGAGUUCAUGGAAAAUGGGAGUUUGCUCGACUUUCUGAAGACAGCGGAGGGGAACAGCCUGACGCUUCCUAAACUGCUGGAUAUGUCAGCACAGAUCGCAGAGGGCAUGGCCUACAUCGAGCAGAAUAACUGCAUCCACAGAGACCUGCGGGCGGCCAACGUGCUGGUGUCAGAGACGCUGCAGUGCAAGGUUGCCGACUUCGGCCUCGCCCGGAUCACCGAGUCUGAGUACAUCGCACAGGCAGGUGCCAAGUUCCCCCUGAAAUGGACGGCCCCAGAGGCCAUUAACUAUGGCACCUUCACCAUCAAGUCUGACGUGUGGUCUUUUGGCGUCCUGCUGACCGAGAUCAUCGCGUACGGGAGAGUGCCUUACCCAGGCAUGACAAACCCUGAGGUGGUGCGGAACCUGGAUCGGGGGUACCGGAUGCCAUGCCCGGACAGCUGCCCCCCUGAGCUGUACUCUCUUAUUCUGUGGUGCUGGAGGAAUGAGGCGGAGGACCGGCCCACGUUCCAGCACCUGCAGCACACGCUGGAGGACUUCUACAUCGCCACGGAGGCGCAGUACGAGAGCCAGCCCUGAGCUCAUCGCCAUGGAGACCGAAUCCUGCACCCACACUGCCCCCCAUCGCCAUGGAGACCGAAUCCUGCACCCCCACUGCCCCUCAUCGCCAUGGAGACCGAAUGCCCCAGAUUGCCAUGGAGACGGCAUCCAUGUUAAUCAUACCUUACACAAUGUUUAUAUUAUAUAUUUAUUUAUGUGUUU
Conger conger (European conger) is the source of this 1916-nucleotide messenger RNA. Its product is annotated as tyrosine-protein kinase Blk. Gene Ontology annotation, biological process: cell surface receptor protein tyrosine kinase signaling pathway; protein phosphorylation; cell differentiation. Gene Ontology annotation, molecular function: signaling receptor binding; non-membrane spanning protein tyrosine kinase activity; ATP binding. Gene Ontology annotation, cellular component: extrinsic component of cytoplasmic side of plasma membrane. Lineage: Eukaryota; Metazoa; Chordata; Actinopteri; Anguilliformes; Congridae. Bases 252 to 1733 code for a protein of 493 amino acids. The transcript has 13 exons. The record is from RefSeq and is a predicted model, not a curated record.